UUCAACCUAGUCACUAGUCGGAGAUCUUCAAAAAUAUUAAAACCUUCAACGCGAUGGUCGAAGCACAAAUUUUAACGUUUGCCUGUUGGCUCGUUUUGUUGACCGUUUCACAUGUGGUGCCUUCCUGUUGUAGUACUUUUGGAUAUGAGCUACUCGCUGCUCGUCUGGAAAGCUUGGAAAAUGUUGCCCUCAACUCGAAACUCAAAUUCACGGAGGAUACUCAAAGCUUGCGAAGUGAUCUGCAAACGUUGACGACUAACAUUCAGAGUGUGGCGUGGAAUAAAUUUGAUGGGAAAACGAGAAGUGCCGCGGAAGGUCGCGUGAGUUCGACCACCGGAACAGAAUCCAUUUCAGAACAUCCUCGCUCCUGUGAUCAGAUUUUGACCCGGAAAUCUGCACCCUACUACGUGGAUAUCUUUCGAGGUAUCCUGCCUCCGUUCGAGGUAUACUGCGACCAGGAAUUCGAAGGCGGCGGUUGGUUGGUGUUUCAGAAUCGGUACAACGGUGCCGUCGACUUCUAUCGGUCCUGGAGGGAAUACAAGGAAGGAUUUGGUUCUCUCGAUGGUGAAUUCUGGCUUGGAUUGGAAAAAUUGCAUCAAAUAACCUACUCCGACCACUACGAACUGGCUAUUGUAAUGGAAGAUUUUCAUGGCGAAACAGCCUACGCUCGAUACUCGAGUUUCGCAAUCGGCGGUGAGGCAGAAAUGUAUAACCUAAUCAAACUGGGAACCUAUAGCGGAUCCGCCAAUGACAGUUUGAUUUAUCACGCCAAAGCAAAGUUUUCGACAUUCGAUAGUGAUAACGAUGAGAAUCCGACCAGCUGCGCUAUGACCUUCUUCGGAGCGUGGUGGUACAAGUCUUGCCAUACGAGCAAUCUGAAUUCUCGCUUCGUUCCACCUGGAUCGAACCUCGAAGCGAACAAGAUGAUUGUGUGGCGCAAGUGGAAGGGCGAUUUGCACACUUUGAAGAAAACGCGAAUGAUGAUCAGGCGCAUUCAGGGCAAGUGAGCUAGGAUGUGGGACAAAAGAU
This is a messenger RNA of Topomyia yanbarensis, 1029 nucleotides long. Its product is annotated as microfibril-associated glycoprotein 4-like. Lineage: Eukaryota; Metazoa; Arthropoda; Insecta; Diptera; Culicidae. The coding region runs from base 54 to 1007 and encodes 317 amino acids. The record is from RefSeq and is a predicted model, not a curated record. The transcript has 4 exons.